Molecule: messenger RNA, 723 nt
Organism: Chilo suppressalis (striped riceborer)
Lineage: Eukaryota; Metazoa; Arthropoda; Insecta; Lepidoptera; Crambidae
Source: the annotation of a GenBank genome assembly
AUGAACCCAAAACCAAAGAAUAUUUAUAAAUGUUCUGGUUGUUCACGGGAGCUGAUUACACCUGAAAAGCUUGAGUGCGCUAAGUGCGAUCUGGUGUAUCAUUAUUAUGAAUGCGUAAAUUUAGGCAAAAAGCGUUUUUUAGAACUCUCAAAGCAGCAAAAAACUUCAUGGAUUUGUCCUGCAUGUCAAAGUAAACCACCUAGGGGUGAUAAUUCAGAUACCCCUGUACGAGGACUGCCUACUAGUGGUGAGGAGAACAGUGAUAAGUCCAAUGUUACUAUUCGUCGUGUCAUACCUUCAGCGUCCACUGUUUCAGCCUUACCCUCUACUGUGUUUACCCUCGAGAGUAUAAGGCAUUUAAUUCAGGAGGCUUCAGACGACCUGCUGGCAAAGUUGGAAAAGAGACUUACAGUUCUUAUGGAAACGAAGACCAAAGAGAUAUUUGAAGAAAUAAGUGGGCUGAAAAAUUCCUUAAAUUAUAUGAGUCAAGAACAGGAUGAUUUAAAAAAAGAGCUCAAAAUUAGAUGUGAAGAAAUCAAGGAACUCUCACGUGAAAACAUGCAAAUGAGGGUGAAGCUGACCGAUUUCAACAGUCGUAUAAAUGUCAUGGAACAAUAUUCUAGAACGAGUAAUGUGGAAAUUCAGUGCGUACCCGAAUACAAAACUGAAAAUUUAGAAAACAUCGUAGUUCAGUUAGGUGCUGUCACUGGUAGUGAGAUCUAA